AUGGGAAAGACUUCUUCCACAUCAAGACUCAAUCUUCCAGGGAGAUAUGCAUGGGCCGCAGCUGAGUCAAUUGGGCCUUUCAACCUAACUUACAUCCUCUGCACGCUGCCGUCUAAAUUGAAGCCAUCUCUCCAUUCCUCCUCGAGCAUCUUCGGCACUGGACUUCCUGUGCAGAGCGAGAUCCUGGGAUGUCUGUAUCUCUUACACUAUCUGAACCGUGCAGUUGUGUCUCCAUUGUUCCUAGCCCCGAGCAUGUCUCCAAUUCAUCCAAUUGUUUCUGCAUUGAUGAGCAUCUUUCAGUUCGUCAAUUCCAGUAAUAUCGCCUGUUGGCUUACCUACACGGUGGCCUCGGCAGACUUCCGACAGCAACCUCUGAUUUCGUUUGGCUCAGUGGUGGGGAUAGCACUAUUCCUUGGUGGGCUCGUCGGCAAUAUCAAGGCGGAAACAAAGCUGUUCGAGCUGCGGAAGGGUGCGGCUAAACGCAAGGCUAGAUCUGAAGGCAAAGCGGAAGUCACUUACGACAAAGUCUACGUGAUUCCUCCUGUAGAGGGUAUGUUCAGAACCAUCUUGUUUCCACACUACGUUCUGGAGUGGCUCGAAUGGAUUGGAUUCUGGAUUCUGGGAGGAUCCUGGGGGCUAGGAUAUGGCUAUUCGAGUCCAGCAUUGUGGUUUGUCCUGGUGGAAAUCGCAACCAUGCUUCCAAGGGCGGGGUCAGGGCGCCAGUGGUAUGAGCAGAAGUUUGGGAAACGAGCGGUGGCUGGCAGGGCCGGAGCGAUUCCAGGCUUGCUGUGA
Molecule: messenger RNA, 792 nt
Organism: Exophiala aquamarina CBS 119918
Lineage: Eukaryota; Fungi; Ascomycota; Eurotiomycetes; Chaetothyriales; Herpotrichiellaceae
Exons: 1
Coding region: 1-792 (263 amino acids)
Biological process (GO): lipid metabolic process
Molecular function (GO): oxidoreductase activity, acting on the CH-CH group of donors
Source: RefSeq, a predicted model, not a curated record